Molecule: messenger RNA, 573 nt
Organism: Pseudovirgaria hyperparasitica
Lineage: Eukaryota; Fungi; Ascomycota; Dothideomycetes; Acrospermales; Acrospermaceae
Exons: 3
Coding region: 37-573 (178 amino acids)
Source: RefSeq, a predicted model, not a curated record
CAAGCUAUCAUCUUGCGCUGCUACGUACACUUACAUAUGAUCAUGCCAGCUCCGAAACAGGCUUCCGAAGCGGACAUAAUAUACAAUAAGGCGAAUGUCAGUCGCGCAAACUUACAGCGAAUAGCAGCGUCAUGGCUGUCUCCGAACUCUGAUGAGCAGCUUCAGCCUACAAAGUCUGAACACGCAUUCCAGCAAGAGGAGAAAGACUUCGCUGUGAGCGGACCCGAAACUCUCGGUAUGGGCGCGCAGAACUUCGAUGACGACUUCCUCAACCGCCGCAGGUUCACCUCAAAUGACAAGCUGCUACAGAAUCUCCUUGGGAAGAAGGUUGCAAAAGAGAGGGCCCAGCGACCGAGAGGGCCGCCAGCAGUUACGGAGAGUUCUACAACACGUAAUCCUCCCCGAACUGCAGCUCCUCAGGACGCAAGCGACGAGGAGGAGGGUAGGGCGUCAAUGUUCACAUCGUCCAAGAAAUCACGACAGUCUCGCAACGAGGCGUCCAAUGGCCGUAGACAUGAGGAUGCCCACAGCGACACAAAUCAGAGCCACGAAGCGAUCGACGUCAUAUCUUGA